CAGUCCACAACGCUUGCCUUCCGUUGUUCAUUCAACAUGGCAGCGGGACCAAUUUCAGAAAGAAACCAAGACGCCACUGUGUAUGUUGGCGGCUUGGAUGAGAAAGUAUCAGAGCCGCUACUAUGGGAGCUUUUCCUGCAGGCUGGACCUGUGGUCAACACACACAUGCCCAAAGACAGGGUCACAGGCCAACAUCAGGGCUAUGGUUUUGUGGAGUUCCUCAGUGAAGAGGAUGCUGACUAUGCCAUCAAAAUCAUGAAUAUGAUUAAGCUGUAUGGCAAACCAAUUCGAGUCAAUAAAGCCUCAGCCCACAACAAAAACUUGGACGUGGGAGCAAACAUCUUCAUCGGUAACCUGGAUCCAGAGAUUGAUGAGAAACUGCUCUACGACACGUUCAGUGCUUUUGGCGUUAUCCUCCAGACGCCAAAGAUCAUGCGAGAUCCAGACACGGGCAAUUCCAAGGGUUAUGCAUUCAUCAAUUUUGCCAGCUUUGACGCGUCAGAUGCUGCCAUUGAGGCCAUGAACGGCCAGUACCUCUGCAACAGGCCCAUCACUGUGUCAUAUGCCUUCAAGAAGGAUUCUAAAGGGGAGCGACACGGCUCGGCUGCGGAGCGACUCCUCGCUGCACAAAACCCUCUUUCCCAGGCAGACAGGCCUCACCAGCUGUUUGCAGAUGCUCCGCCAGCAUUGACAGCAGCAACACCAGUCCUGACCUCAAUGGGAGCUGGGAUGUCCAUGCAUGGAAUGGCAGGUAUGCCACCUCCUUCUGGUUUCCCUCCUGUUCCUCCUCCGGGGUCAAUGCCUCCAUCAAUGCCCCCAUCUAUGUCCAUGCCGCCAAAUGCCGGGGGCCCACAGGGUGGUGGUGGACCUCCACCUGGACCACCGCCCUUCCCUCCUGGCAGCAUGCAUCCAGGUAUGCCUCAGAUGCCCAUGCCUCCUCCUGCUCCUCCUGGCAUGGUUCCUCCUCCUCCUGCUCCCCCGGGAUCAAAUCAGCCACGGGCACCACUGCCCCCCGGCAUGCCUCCACCCCCACCUAUGGGCAUGCCACCCAGAGCACCAUAUGGACACAUGGGUCCGCCUGUUCCUCCAGGUAUGAGAGGCCCACCUCCUCCCAUGCCUCCACCUGGCUAUGGAGCCGGCCCCCCUCGUCCACCUCCUUUUGGUCUUCAGAGAGGACCUCCAAUGCCACCAAGGCCCCCUGGUGCUCCACCACGUGUCCCUAUGCGAGCACCAAUGCCACCGUAAUCCAUCUCAGACUGCAGAAAUUUGCUUCACAUCUUACUUUUUUUAAAAACCCCAUUGUUAGAUUUACUCAAAUUUGUUAUCGUGAGACUAAUUUAACCAUCUCUUUGUAUUUUUUUUGGUCACUGUACAGAUGAAAGACUUGAUUAAUAAAGUUUUUAGUACAAA
Messenger RNA from Solea senegalensis (Senegalese sole), 1410 nucleotides. It is a transcript of the gene sf3b4, whose product is annotated as splicing factor 3b, subunit 4. The transcript has 6 exons. NCBI's taxonomy places the organism in Eukaryota, Metazoa, Chordata, Actinopteri, Pleuronectiformes, Soleidae. The record is from RefSeq and is a predicted model, not a curated record. Gene Ontology annotation, biological process: positive regulation of mRNA splicing, via spliceosome. Bases 37 to 1245 code for a protein of 402 amino acids. Gene Ontology annotation, cellular component: nucleolus; U12-type spliceosomal complex. Gene Ontology annotation, molecular function: RNA binding.